AGAAGAGGCUCUCAUUACCUCUAACUUGGCUCUUCCACCUCCGUCAUGCAAGUCGUUCACAUUUUCACAGCUUGGUAGGGUUCCUUUAGCUUUGAGCUCAGAAGAUGCUGUAUCAUAAAUAGUCUGUAUCGUGUGGGGCACGUCCAGUGACAGCGGCUCCAAUGGCCAUCUCGACGAUUCUGAUGGCUGAGAUCGUUUUGAUAGCCAGCCACAGAGGGUCCGAAUGGAGAUGGUUGUUGGCCAAGGUGCUCGACUUGUUCUCCUUGAGAGCAUCAUAUAACCUUUCUGUUAACUUCCUUUCCCGAGACAUUUCAACGGCUCACCACACUAUCUUCCCGUUCUUCACUCGUUUCUUUCCAUACAGCGAUCCGAUAAAUCUCCUUCCCACAUCCAGUCUUUUUCUCCAGUAAUAGCCACUCACACACUCAUUCACAAUGGCAGACGGUUUAAAUGACCAGCGGACUGCUCGGGUAGCAGAUCUGCUCUCAGACUUUCGCAAUCUUCAAUUAUAUAUUGCUGCAGUUGCAGUGGACCCUGAAGAUCAAGAUGAUUACUACACGGAAGGAUGGGCUGCUUUACGCCAAUGUUCCAUUGAUGGACAGCACAUCUUGAACUGUGCAGCAGAAACUCGAGUGCCCAGAGUACGGGGCGGCCCAGAAGAGCAGAUGAAGGCGGAGCUUCAACAGGUCAUGCUAGAUGCAUACUCGCGUCGUCAUGAAGCCCAAAAGAUAUAUCUCCGCCAGGAAGCUGCUCAAAGGUGGAUCGGAUGGCGAGACCAAGUGCUUCAGGGGCAAAGACCUCAUGCAGGACAUACAGCGCAACUUGCCGCUUGUGAUGCCCAAUUACGAGUUGAGCUUGCAGCUAUCACAGAUGAUUCGAUUUACUCAGACAUGAGAUCUUCAGAUUAUCAAAUGGGGCGCUGGACGCUUGAAGAUCCCAGCUUAAGGCAUGUCCAAAGAUGGCUCCGAGCUAGACGUUGAAUGUGGGGAAGGAAGAGAUGAGAUAUGAGCAUGAGAGACGGAUUGGUAAUUGCAUUUGCACGGAGCAAAAGGAUAUUGCAUUAUUUGCAAGAGCGGGCAUUGGGACGGCGCUUCACUUCACGUUGUUGGUACCGGAUACUGCAAUUAGAAGCAUUGCCAGGCGCAUUGCAAGAUUCAACAUAAUUUUAUUUCUGGGGUUUCACUAAGUACACGAAAAGUUGAUAUCUCCAAAAUAGUCUAGUCAUUAAUUCAAUCUCCCU
This is a messenger RNA of Mollisia scopiformis, 1240 nucleotides long. RefSeq lists its product as uncharacterized. The coding region runs from base 435 to 980 and encodes 181 amino acids. NCBI's taxonomy places the organism in Eukaryota, Fungi, Ascomycota, Leotiomycetes, Helotiales, Mollisiaceae. The record is from RefSeq and is a predicted model, not a curated record. The transcript is spliced from 3 exons.